Messenger RNA from Cuscuta europaea, 949 nucleotides. Lineage: Eukaryota; Viridiplantae; Streptophyta; Magnoliopsida; Solanales; Convolvulaceae. The record is from the annotation of a GenBank genome assembly.
CUCGAUAGCGAAUCAAUAUGCGAUGUACAUAACUUAACGCGUAGGUACUGGGAAGGAAUAAUUCAGCAAGCUAACCGAUGAGGCAGAAGUGUCGCGAUAUUUUGGGUGUCUCAGUUUUCAUUUUUCUCAUUGUUCUGUUCUUGCUUUGGUUGUGGGUUAUAGGCCCAGCCGUAUAUAAGUCCCACGGCCCGAAGCCGCCGGAUUUCGCCGUUGUGAAUGCGCUUAUCCAAAACGGUACAUUCAACGCCGGCGGCGGCACUCCCCUCUUCACCGGAACCUUCGACUUCACCCUCACAGCCCACAACCCUAACAAACACGGCACUACCCUUAUCUAUACCUUCAACGCCACCCAAGUGAAAGUAGGUUUGGAAUAUGACAUAUUUCUCAUUGAUGAAAGCGGUGCUUAUAACCGCCAACAUCUAGAUCACGGUUAUGUCGUCCUUGCGUCCACCUCCUCCGCCAUGGUUCCGCCGUUCAACCAGACCGGCGGGAACAUCACUACCCUCCCGCUCUCGCUUCAGGCUAGUGACGUGGCGCUUGACGGCAACGCCACGACAACCAUCGAGCACCAAAAGAAUGCUUCGAACGCCAUCAUCACGACCAUUGAGGUGAAUGCUGUGAUUCAGAUUCAGAAGGGUGGCUCUGAACCCAAACCUCGCGGGCUUCUUGUCAGAUGUGAUGUUGCCUUUUCGUACAGUUCUUCCCCACAGCAGAGUAGUUAUGACGAACCGGACUGCAGAUCAAUCUUGUGCUCCGGUUCCGACUUCAACUGCACCGAUGAGUUUUAACAAUUAGUUAGAGCUACCGAGCUCAUCUGAUUUGAUAUAUGUGUACUGUUUUAUAACUGUCAAAAUGUGAUCUCAUUUUUUUAAUUCUGUUUUAGUCAUCUGGCCAAGUAAAAACAUACUAUCUCCGUUCUUAAAUAACAUGCAACAUGUGAAAUUUACAC